CUAAGUCAAAAUCCAUUCAUCAAAACUGUAGCUCUGUGUGUCGCGUGCGUUUCGUCAUUUUCUACUAAUUUUCACGUCUAAAAUUAAGUUUACAGAUUUGCAGUAGUUAUAGCUUUUGCUUUUAGCACUGAUGACUACUAGGAGAAUAUGUAAUAUUUGCGACUUUGAUUUUCAGCUGCUAUUACAAGCACGUGGCUCGAUUCGUGCGUCAGGCACGUUUCGAACGCGUUGUUGUCGACGAUCUUUGACCUGGAUAGGGCAUUCUGUUGCGAGUUUUCUAGCCAAGCGGAUGCGCCGGAGACCGGAGACUCGCUGUCUGCCGUCUGUGAAAGUUAUUUGAGAAUUGUGCCUUUUUGAAGGACGAGGAGCCGAUCUUGGAGUGUUCGCUGGUGUAUUUGGUGGGUAGUAAGAUGUGGGACGUUGAGGACGAAGACAGCAAUUCGAAUCGGGAGGUGGACAGUGACGAGCCGGACAGUGACAUCGAGUCAUUUCUUUACGCUAGCCUGCACUACAGCGUAGGGAAAGAGGGCAUAGUGCCGGAGACGUCUCCGACUGUUGUCGCUGACGAAAGUGACGCGGACGAUGUGACGAUGUCGGGAGUCGCCACGCCGAGGAUACGUCGUACCGGUAGCUGUGUGGUGAGCGCGGAAGAAUUGAAAUGCGUCUCGAAAAGGCCCAAGAGGAAAAAAAGACGUGUAAUGGCAGCCGCUGUCGAAGAGCCGGGACCAGGCACAACGCCUAAUGUCGUCGUGUUGAGCAGUGAUGACGACGAGGUAAUAAUCUUCAGCGAAGACAGCCAGCAGAGCCUUGCUCUCAACGUGACGGAAACGCCGAGAAGAAAAGGAACCGAAUCUGGCCUGUGGCAUGUGGAUGCCGAAGACCUUUACCGCAAUAGCCGAGGUUUUCGAUAUCACAAUGCGGGCAACAUCCACUGCCGCAAGUGUGAUCAGAUGGGGCACUUGGCUAAGUACUGCCGUAAGCCAAAGUUCAAAGUGUGCUUCUACUGCUCAGACUUGGGUCAUGAUGGCGGGCGGUGUCCCCAACGGAUGUGCUCUCGUUGCUAUGAGCAAGGGCACACAGUGGCUGAGUGCAAAGAGACUUUUUUGCCUUCAUGCACCAUAUGUAACACCAAGGGCCACUCUGAUAGUCUUUGUCCUGACUUGUGGCGGCGAUACCACAUGACGACCGAGGAUGGUCCCAUUGUGCGGGUUCAACUCAAGAUGCGGCCUCCAGAAGAACGUUACUGCUACAACUGCGGUCGCCAGGGGCAUUAUGGCCACCAAUGCCACCAGAGAAAGUGUGGACGGCCAUCAACACCUUACAUCGUUUCUUACAAGGACCCAUACCUCCCUGAGAAGCCCCCACUUGUGCUGAGAGAUGCAAAACGACUGCAGCGUGCAAACAAGAAACGCAAGCGUAAGAGCGAACAGAUGAAGGGGCUACAGACAGUCGAGUGCAAUGGCCAGGCAGCACAAAACAAUGAGCAAGCCGGUUGCCAUGACCAACAGACGACCCAGCCUGAUGUGCCAGCUGCAGCAGAUACGGCGCCACCAGAGGGUAACUGCAAUGGCGAGCAAGUUUCAGAAGACGCAACACCUUCAGCAAAGCGGCGGAAGAAGGCGCCCGUCAAGACACCCAACUCCCUCAGCAAGCAAGCGCUAAAAAGGAGAAGGAUAAAAGAGAGAGCUAAGAAAAAGAAAAUGAAGCAGCAACCUAAGAGGCCUUUCCAAGGAGAAGAAAGCAGCAAAUCUUCUGUGUUCGAUAACCCUAGUUUUUACAUGCCUAACAACCACUGCUACCAAACAUACUGGGGCUACUACUGAUGAAAGCCAUCGCUUAGCCAUAUUAGUUGUGCUUAGCAUUGUUUAUACUCGUGUAACUGUCAAACAAAGUCACAGCCUUUUGCAAAACAGAGGGUAUAUCUGAAAUGCAAGGUUUGGAUCAAGACACCAGAGCAGAAGUAAUGAAAGCAGUGCUUUUUUGUCGUCAUACAUGCAGUGUUCAGUAAAAUACAUGUGGACUGUUUUUUUUGCAGGUGAUACAAAGAUAAAAGGGAUGAGGAAUGAAAUGCAAAUCAUCUGGACUGUGAUCUUGGUUUUAAUCUGUUACUUAUAUAAAAGGGGGGAAGAGCGGGGCAGCAUGGAUGUGCAUGUCAAUAAAUGGGGCAUGAUUUGUCUGCUUAAUGUGCA
Molecule: messenger RNA, 2189 nt
Organism: Dermacentor andersoni
Lineage: Eukaryota; Metazoa; Arthropoda; Arachnida; Ixodida; Ixodidae
Biological process (GO): nuclear polyadenylation-dependent rRNA catabolic process; nuclear polyadenylation-dependent snoRNA catabolic process; TRAMP-dependent tRNA surveillance pathway
Cellular component (GO): TRAMP complex
Molecular function (GO): RNA binding; zinc ion binding
Source: RefSeq, a predicted model, not a curated record